This is a messenger RNA of Chelonoidis abingdonii (Abingdon island giant tortoise), 4298 nucleotides long. The record is from RefSeq and is a predicted model, not a curated record. Lineage: Eukaryota; Metazoa; Chordata; Testudines; Testudinidae.
AGCCUUCUUCCGGGCGUUCGCGCGCUCUGUCCUUGCCUCAGUUGACGCCAUUUUGUGUGGUGGCGGGAGAAGCGGCCGGACGAGGUAUGAUUCGCCUCCCCUCCUGACUCGGGGUCAGGGAGUGGCCGGAGUGACGUCUCCAGAGUCCUGAAGGAGAGAGAGCAGCUUCAUGCAAAGGCUUCUCACCCGUGGGCUCUCCUGGGCCUCGGGAGGGGUGGCUGCAUCUGUGGCGAUGGGGCCCGGCAGCUCUGUAGCCCAAGGACUCUGGUGACCGCUUUGUUAAAAUACCAGGGCCCCCAGCUCUUGCAGGCAGACGAGGCUCUCGCAGUCAGUGUGUAAUGAGAAUUCAUGUCUGAUCUUGAGCAAUGCUGAAACCUACAGCCACUGUCUUUUCAUUGGAUAAUUUGUUUUUUGAAAGAUCAGAUGCCAAUCAAAAAUAUUUAGAACAUGAAGAGCCAAAAAAUUGGUAUCUUGCACCUGCUCCAUCUGUUACUGGAAUUCCAGCCACUCAGGAGUUACAGAAGGAAUUGGGAAAAAAUAACUGUCUAGAUGGAAAAGAAGUUAAAGUACAGUCAUUUCUUGAUGCUUCAAAGACUUUUGGCAUGGAAGGAACUGUAAAAAAAGAUUUGGGGGUUUUGAGGGCUGUUACGGAAAUCCCUGCUCAGUUUAGAAAUAUUUUCAAGGAAUUCCCAUAUUUUAACUACAUACAGUCCAAGGCUUUGGAUGAUAUUCUUUACACAGAUAGGAAUUUUGUGAUUUGUGCUCCGACUGGUUCUGGAAAAACUGUAAUGUUCGAACUAGCUAUUACAAGGUUACUAAUGGAAGUGCCGAUGCCCUGGUUAAAUAUUAAAAUUGUCUAUAUGGCUCCAAUAAAAGCUCUGUGCAGUCAGCGUUUUGAUGAUUGGAAAGAUAAAUUUGGACCUAUAGGGCUCAGCUGUAAAGAAUUGACAGGAGAUACAGUGAUGGAUGAUUUAUUUGAAAUACAACAUGCUCACAUUAUUAUGACCACACCAGAAAAAUGGGAUAGCAUGACUAGAAAAUGGAGAGACAACUCUUUAGUCCAACUGGUACGACUGUUCCUCAUUGAUGAGGUACAUGUUGUGAAAGAUGAAAGCCGUGGUGCAACACUUGAGGUAGUAGUCAGUCGAAUGAAGACUAUACAGUCUUCUCUUUCACGUAUCUCAGAGAAUCCUGCCACGCUUACUCCCAUGAGAUUUGUGGCUGUUUCUGCAACAAUCCCAAAUGCUGAAGAUAUUGCAGAAUGGCUUUCAGAUGGUAUGAGACCUGCUGUAUGUCUGAAAAUAGAUGAAAGUCAUCGACCUGUGAAGCUUCGCAAAAUAGUUCUUGGAUUUCCCUGCAGUAGCAACCAAACAGAAUUCAAAUUUGACUUAACACUUAACUACAAAAUAGCUAGUGUUAUACAAACAUACUCUGAACAAAAACCAACCCUUGUGUUUUGUGCCACAAGAAAAGGAGUGCAGCAGGCUGCUUCAGUUCUUGCAAAAGAUGCUAAAUUUAUUAUGACUGUGGAACAGAAACAAAGAUUACAAAAGUGUGCAAAUUCAACAAAAGAUACCAAAGUGAGAGAUCUUUUAAUGUGUGGUGUGGCUUAUCAUCAUGCUGGUAUGGAGCUAUCUGAUAGAAAAAUAAUUGAAGGAGCUUUUACCAGGGGAGACUUACCAGUACUUUUUACUACUAGUACCUUAGCUAUGGGAGUAAAUUUACCCGCACAUCUGGUAAUUAUAAAAUCUACAUUGCACUACGUUGGAGGAAUGUUUCAAGAAUACAGUGAAACAGAUAUUCUGCAAAUGAUUGGGAGAGCAGGGAGGCCUCAAUUUGACACUACAGCUACAGCAGUUAUCUUGACUAGGUUAAGUACAAGAGAGAAAUAUGUACAGCUGUUAAAUGGUGCAGAUACAAUAGAAAGCAGUUUACACAAACAUCUUGUUGAGCAUUUAAAUGCGGAAAUAGUGUUGCACACCAUCACGGAUGUGAAAAUAGCUUUGGAAUGGAUACGAUCAACUUUCCUAUACAUCAGAGUUUUGAAAAAUCCAGUUCAUUAUGGUUUUUCGCCUGGACUAGACACAGUUGGAAUUGAAGCAAAAUUACAAGAAUUGUGUUUGAAGAAUUUGAACAAUUUGUCAUCUCUUGAUUUGAUAAAGAUGGAUGAAGAAUUUAAUUUCAAACCUACAGAGACUGGAAAACUAAUGGCUUGGUACUAUAUUGCAUUUGAUACAGUGAAACAGUUUUCCUCGGUGAAUGGAACAGAAACUUUAUCUGAACUGGUCACAAUGAUAUCCGGCUGCAUUGAAUUUUCAGAUGUCAAGUUAAGAAUAAAUGAGAAGAAAAUAUUGAACGCUUUGAAUAAAGACAAGAACAGGAUAACUGUCAGGUUUCCAAUGGAAGGGAAGAUAAAAACAAGAGAAAUGAAAGUAAACUGUCUUAUUCAGGCUCAAUUAGGAUGCAUUCCUAUUCAAGACUUCACUCUGACACAAGAUAUAGGCAAAAUUUUCAGACAUGGCUUAAGAGUUACUAAAUGGUUAUCUGACUUUCUGGCAUCACAUAAAAACAAUUUUGCUGCAUUAUUAAACUCUUUGAUUUUAGCUAAGUGUUUCAGGUGCAAACUGUGGGAAAACUCUCUGCAUGUGUCCAAACAGCUAGAAAAAAUUGGUGUAACACUAUCAAAUGCAAUGGUAAAUGCAGGUCUGACAUCGUUUAAAAAAAUUGAAGAUGCAAAUGCAAGGGAGCUUGAAUUGAUUUUAAACAGACAUCCUCCUUUUGGAAACCAAAUAAAAGAAUCUGUGCUAUACCUGCCAAAAUAUGAACUUGACAUUGAACAGCUUGCAAAAUACAGCAAUACGGUGGCUGAAAUCUUAGUGACCAUCAUAUUAACAAACUUUGAACAGCUUCAGAUUAAGAGAACUGCACCAGACUUUCACUAUGUAACCUUGAUCAUAGGAGAUGCUGAUAAUCAAGUGGUUUUUAAACAGAAAAUUAUGGAUUCUGUCUUGCUGAAAAAUGGAAAUUGGACUAAAAAAAUUGAAGUGAAAAGAGCUCUUAAAUCUGAGGAACUUAGCAUAAAUUUAAUUAGCUCUGAAUAUGUUGGGGUGGAUAUUCAGCAAAACUAUACAGCCUUUUACUUAGGACCAAAAAGGUUUGGAAAUGAAGUGGUUUUACAAAGAAAAUUAGAAGCUGAGUCUUCACCUGUGUAUCAUGCCUCUUCAAUAAGAUCAGCAGCAGCGAGAAAGGAUACAGGUGCCUGUAACCGAGAGAUCACCUACAUGAAACUUGGGAACAGAGAAUGCAGCCAUCACUGUAAAAAUAAAGAUAUAUGUGGACAUGACUGCUGUAAAAUUGGAGUUUCACAGAAAUCUGAGUUAAAGAGAGAUUCAAAGUUUUCUUCAUACCUAGCUGAUUUAAGGAACAGAAACUCAGUUUCAUCAGUUGCCCCAGUAAAACGGUUAAAGAUACAGUUAAAUAAAUCUCAAAAUGUGGAUCUGAAACAAUUUGUUUUUACACCGAAAUCUUUGUUGCCAGCAUUGCCGAGGUCUGACUAUGCACAGUCUUCUGCCUCAGCUUCACGAGAACACUGGAAUAAUGUUAAUAUCCUUGGUAGACCUCAGAACCAGCUGCAAUCAGAGAGUUAUGAAAAGAGUAAUUUCUCUUGGGAACAUUCUAUGACUGUAAGUGAGAAGAGCCAUCAGAUGAUGACGUCAAAGAAAAAUCUUAAAGAAUCUUUAAUGCAUAAUUUUACUAAUGCAGAUAAAAGCAGCUCUUGGUUUUCAGAGGCUUUGAAUGUGAACUUUGAAUUGGGAGAUGAAGUUUGGGAUGAUUUUGAUGAUGGCAAAUUAAUACAUGCUAGCAGCUUUCUCACUGGUGUGGAGAGUAGAGAAGAUUUAGCCAAGGGCAGUCUACAGCCCAUCCUGGACCUGCGAGACCUCAACAAAUACCUAAAGCAAUUGAAGUUCUGCAUGGUCUCACUGGCCUCCAUCAUCUUGGAGGACUGGUAUGCCACCCUCAACUUGAAGGACACAUAUUUCCACAUAAUAAUCUUUCAAGGUCACAGACGUUUCCUACGAUUUACGGUGGGACCCCAUCACUAUCAGUUUGUGGUCCUCCCAACAGCACCGAAGUUGUUUACCAAGUGGUUGUCGGUGGUAGUCGCGUACCUCAGGCGUUGGGUAUCCAGAUCUACCCAUACCUCGAUGACUGGCUCAUCAAAGGCCACUCCAGUUCCCAAGUCCAAAGGGAUGUUGAGGUGCUGUGGGACACCUGCUGAUCCCUGGGCCUGCUCGUAA